Messenger RNA from Xiphophorus maculatus (southern platyfish), 1974 nucleotides. It is a transcript of the gene knop1, whose product is annotated as lysine rich nucleolar protein 1. The record is from RefSeq and is a predicted model, not a curated record. NCBI's taxonomy places the organism in Eukaryota, Metazoa, Chordata, Actinopteri, Cyprinodontiformes, Poeciliidae. The transcript is spliced from 7 exons. The coding region runs from base 246 to 1751 and encodes 501 amino acids.
CAGGAAGGAGCAAACGCUACUUCCGCCUGGAGCGUAAAUGUGUCUCCACGUGACUUAUCAAAGCGUACAAAACGGAUUCCAGUGAGGACGUGGUGUUUGUUUCUGAAAAGUCUGCGCCUAAACCCGUAGAGACCACAAUCGACCUGGAGAAGCUACUGGCUCUGCAGAGAGACAUUGAUGAGCAGUCCCAGCCCACGCAGCCUGCCAAACCUCUGACAAGCCACACGAUCAGUGCUGAAGCAAAGAUGAAGGGGGAGAACGGUGAGGUUAAUAGAAUAAAGAAGGAGAAAAAACAGAAGAGAGGACAAAUAUGUUCACCAGAAAUCCAAAUCUGCACAGCUGAGAAUGGGAGCCAAGCCAAGACUAAAAAGAAAUGGAAAAAAGUAGAAACGGUGGCAAAAGAAAAGGAAGAUGAAACCGAUCAGAAGAAAGACAAGAAAAAAACGAAAAGGAAGAAACAUGAUGGUGUUUCUUCAACUAUUGAAACAGAUGACGACGAUAAGAGGAAGAAGAAUCCGAUAGGAGACGGUGUAAUUCAAGCAGAAAGUGUUACCUUGAAGGCUGAAAAAUUGGAAAAGAAGAAAAAGAAAGAGGAGAAACUCAAGGACAAAUGUGUACAAAUCACACCAGAAAAUAUGAAGGUAGAAGAAGACGAGGAAAUGCAGAUCGGAAGUAAUAAUCGCAAGAAACCCAAGAAGAAAAAAGGCGAAGUUUUAGUUUUGAGGACAGCUGAUACUAAAGAGAUAGUUGUAGAAAAGAAAAAGAAAACUUUUGUAAUAACUGAUGGAGUUGGUGAAACAAAAGCAAAAAAGAAAGCAAAAGUGUUGGAAAAUGGGAUAAAAGUAGAGAAAGAAGAGACAGAGGUUAGCAAGGUGAAAUUAAAAAGGAAGAAAGAGAAGGAGAGUAAAUCUGAGGGAUUUGGAAAUGAAAUCAAAGCAAAGAGGAAAAGAUCGACAGAGGAAGAGGAAAUUCUCCCAAUGAAAAAAAACAAGUUAAAAAACAAAGAGAUUGCUGUAGAGGAAGAUUUAAAUGAGGUAAAGAUCAAAAAGAAAAAAAAGAGUAAGAAAGCCAUAGAGGAAGAUGGGAAAAUAGAAGCUGAGGAGAUGGAGCCACAGAAGAAGAAGAAGAAAAGAGUAAAGGAGAAUGAGGGUGUGGAGGACAGCAUCACUCUGGCUGCUGAACCGCAGAGCAAGAAGAGCAAAAAGAAGAAAAACUUAGCUGAAGACGAUCAGGACAUGAACACUGAGGCCCAGGCUAUGGGAAAAAAGAAGAAAAAAAACAAAGAAGAGCAGGAAGACUCACAGGACUUUGCCGAAGGCGAUGUCGUUUUCCUAUCAGCAAAGACUGGAAACAUCGAUGAGGUCUCCAUUAAUCCAGAGAGAAGAAAAGCUCUUCAAAUGGAGAUCGAGGAAGCUUCCGUACCUCAUAAACCGGAUAAAUCUGCGGCUUUGGGUCAGUGGAGUACCGCUCAGUUCGACAACUCCCAACAGCAGCAGAAGUUCUUGCGGCUGAUGGGCGGCUUCAAGAAGGGCUUCCAGCUGACUGGGACCGCAGCUGGAGGAGCCAACAUGGCGCUGGGGAAGGACGCGCAGCAGCAUCUGCAGCAAGGGCUUCUGGGAGAGUUUGAGCGAGCACACGCACGGAAAAUGGACUUCAGUAACAGAGGAGCGGGACUUGGGUUUACGGGACCCUCCAAUAAGAAGUUCGCCAUCGACAUCAAUGCGUCUCGAUCCGUCCGCUUUGAUGACUAACUAGGGAGGUCGGCCUUUUUGUACUUCUAGUGUCUUCAAGUAUUGAUUCAACUGGAGACUAGUUUAUAACUCAUCAACAUGUAUAUAAUGACAUUUUAUGAAUGAGAAAUUUGCAAAUUGCAUGUUGUGUAGCGUUACAUACCAGACUUUGGAUAGUAGACUGUCAUUGUUUUGUAAAUUUCUCUGAAGACAUUGUGAUGAUGUUUAUUUUAAUAAAUUCUCA